Messenger RNA from Rhizoctonia solani, 258 nucleotides. RefSeq lists its product as uncharacterized. The transcript is spliced from 5 exons. Lineage: Eukaryota; Fungi; Basidiomycota; Agaricomycetes; Cantharellales; Ceratobasidiaceae. The record is from RefSeq and is a predicted model, not a curated record. The coding region runs from base 1 to 258 and encodes 85 amino acids.
AUGAGCGCGCGACGUUGGGCGACAUGGGCGGCAUAUUCGACAGGCGUGAUUAUUGGCGGGUGGGGUCUGAUGCGUGUGACUACGCCCAAUCCUGACCAAUUCUACGAUUCACUGGCACCUGACCAUAAACGUGCUGUUGAUGCAGCGCGUGCUCGAGGUGUGGGAGUCUCUCAAUCGACCGAGCCGCUCCGGAAACAGCAGUUGGACCCAGAGGCACCUAUCUGGGGGGACAAAACCCCACCCAAGCGGCCCUCCUAA